AUGGAGUUGGAUAAUAUGAAUGUAACAUUCCCUCAAGUUGCUUCAAGGGCUACAGCUAAGGAAGCAAAGGUUCCGAUUUCUGGAAAGCUUAAUAGCAUACCCCAAGCGAGACGAGCUAGCCUGAGUAAUAUUCCCCUUAACUCUUGGCAUUCGUCCCCGUUGCAGCAGAGCAAGUACGAGAAGAUCGUAACUCAUUAUUCUGGUCCAAUACUAAAAGAGAGCAAUGGGCCCUUGAUCUCCAAGGGACAAGACUUUCCUGCGGUAAAGAACUCGGUUGUGAUGCGUACUGCAGCAUCCACCCUUCCGGUGUCUCCUGAGGUCAUUCCUCAAAGUUAUUCUAUUCCAUCCAGAGGCCAAAUAGAGGCAGCAUUGCAUGGGUCAAAACCAAUGAAGACACCUGAAACUUUAAAGAUCGACGAAGUGAUUCCUUCACUGCCACUGACACCUAUCAGCAUAGAAAAAGUGGAUCCUAUAUCACCUGCUUCCUAG
This is a messenger RNA of Oldenlandia corymbosa var. corymbosa, 489 nucleotides long. Lineage: Eukaryota; Viridiplantae; Streptophyta; Magnoliopsida; Gentianales; Rubiaceae. The record is from the annotation of a GenBank genome assembly.